AUGAUUCCAGACACCUCUUCUAUCGCCGGCUACACCAUCUUUCGGGAAGAGCCCAACGAUGCCGCUCCCGAUCUGUCUCAGAUUGAGCACACUCACCCUCUUGAUCCCCUCUCUAUUGAUGAGAUCCGCGCCGCAACAAAGCUCAUCCGCGAUCAUGCAAGCCCCAAGACCCUCAAGUUCAAUUGUCUCACCCUGCGUGAACCUAAAAAGGCGGAGUAUGCCGCCUACAAGGCUCGCACCGGCCCUCGCCCUGCUCGUCGCGCUUUCGCCAUUGUGAUUGAGCGCGGAACCGGCCAUGUCGCUGAGGUCAUCGCCAACAUCCGCGAGGGCAAGGUCGAAGAGUGGAAGCCCGUCACUGACGUCGGCCCUACCCUGACUCUUGAGGAUCUCGAUGUGUGCGAAGGCGUCGCCCGCAAGGAUCCCCGCGUCAUUCGCGCUUGCGAGGAGCUCGGAAUCACCGAUAUGGACAAGAUCUUUAUCGAUGCUUGGGCUAUCGGAUUUGACGACCGCUGGGGUUACGAGCGACGUCUUCAGCAGGGCUUGGUGUACUACCGUGCUUCGCCUAACGACAACCAGUACGCUCACCCCCUGGACUUUUCCGUCGUUCUCGAUACCGAGAAGGAAGAGGUCCUCGCUGUGGAUGUUCGUCUCGUCAAUGGCGAGCGAACCAAGAUUCCUCUUGCUUCCCACAACUACAUGCCCGAGUUCAUCGGUGAGAACUACAUUGAUGGCACUCUCAAGCCCAUCAACAUCACACAGCCCCAGGGCGUAUCCUUCCGCAUGCGCGGCAAUGAGAUCUCCUGGGCUGGAUACAAGAUGCACAUUGGCUUCAACUACCGCGAAGGCAUCGUUCUGUCAGAUGUCCGCAUGGAAGACCACCACGAGCAUCGCGAGCGCACUCUCUUCAACAGAAUCAGUGUUGUAGAGAUGGUCGUUCCCUACGGCAACCCCGAUCCUCCUCAUCACCGCAAGCACGCCUUCGACGUCGGCGAGUAUGGAACCGGUCUCAUGACCAACUCUCUGAAGCUGGGAUGUGACUGCAAAGGAGCUAUCCACUACCUCGACGCCGUCAUGGCCACUGGCGAGGGUGACCCCGCUGUCAUCAAGAACGCCAUCUGCAUCCACGAAGAAGACAACGGUCUUUUGUACAAGCACACCGACUACCGCGACGGCAGCGUCAUCUCCGCUCGCGAUCGCAAGCUUAUCAUUUCUCAAAUCAUCACAGCCGCCAACUACGAAUACGGCUUCUACCACACUUUCACACUCGACGGAACAUAUAAGCUUGAGAUCAAGCUUACUGGCAUGUUGAACACCUACUGCAUGCACCCCUCCGAGACAGCUGCUCCCUACGGCACCGAAGUUGCUCCCUCGAUCAACGCCCACAACCACCAGCACAUUUUCUCCCUUCGAGUCGACCCCGAGGUUGACGGGCCCAACAACACGGUUGUUCAGAACGAUGCUCUUCCCUCAGAAGAAGAAGUUGGAUCUCCAGAGAACCCCUAUGGAAACGGUUUCUACUGCAAGAACACACCUUACAAGACUUCCAAGGACGCAUCUUCAAAUUACUGCCACGAGACCAGCCGUUCUUGGGCCAUCACGAAUCCCAACAGCAUCAACCCUUCUGCCAAGAAGCCCGUUGCCUACAAGAUCCUCAACAACAACUGUCCCGCUCUCUUGGCCAAGCCUGGUAGUGUAGUCUACAACCGCGCUGCCUUUGCACGCAAGAGUCUCUGGGUGACGCCUUACAAGGACUACGAGAUCUUCCCCGCUGGUGAUUACGUCUGUCAGUCGACUGGUAUCGAGAACCACCCUCACAACAGCAACAUCAUCGAUUGGGUGAACCGGGACGAACCUAUCGAGAACACAGAUGUCGUGUGCUAUAUCCAGUUUGGAUUGACACAUUUCCCCCGCACAGAGGACUUCCCUGUCAUGCCUGCUGAGCCUGUCAGUGUUAUGCUUCGAGCAUCAAAUUUCUACCAGAAGAACCCCGGUCUGUGGGUUCCCCCUUCAGCGCUUUGUGUUGAUGCUGCUUCGAAGGAUGCUUUUGGUGAGAAGAAGGAAGAGCCUGCUUCUUGCUGUGCUGGCAAGGCGGGGCCUAGGCUUUAG
Molecule: messenger RNA, 2106 nt
Organism: Fusarium pseudograminearum CS3096
Lineage: Eukaryota; Fungi; Ascomycota; Sordariomycetes; Hypocreales; Nectriaceae
Exons: 2
Coding region: 1-2106 (701 amino acids)
Biological process (GO): amine metabolic process
Molecular function (GO): primary methylamine oxidase activity; copper ion binding; quinone binding
Source: RefSeq, a predicted model, not a curated record